GGAAUUUCUCUAGUGACGAGAGCGCGCGAGAGGAAGAGCUUCGACCUGUUUCUAUUAGACCUGAGCUGGUGUGUGUGCAUCUACCUCUUGUAGUCCACUCUCUUGUUCACUAUGGCUCCUACACUGUCCACGGCGUUUGCUCGCCGGUGGUGGAUGGCAGUGACGGCCAUCAUUGAGAACCUGCUUUUCUCUGCUGUACUGCUUGGCUGGGGCUCUCUUCUCAUUAUGCUCAAAUCUGAAGGCUUCUAUGCUUAUCUAUGCACAGAACAUAGUAACGGUUCUACUUUUAACACCUCUACGAAAGUGGUCACUCCACCAGCAGAUGUUGGGUAUGACUAUCUGUAUGACGACUUCCCACAUGAUGAUGGGGUAGAGAUAGUUCCUCUGAAGCCAGUGGAUGGGCCUCUACAUUUGAAUGGCUGGCUGAUCUGUAAAGAACAGGAUGAGAUGCUAAACCUUGCCUUCACUGUGGGCUCUUUCCUCCUCAGUGCCAUCGCUCUUCCUCUCGGCAUUGUCAUGGACAAAUACGGACCACGCAAACUCCGUCUGACUGGCAGUGCCUGCUUUGGCUUAUCCUGCCUGCUAAUCGCCUAUGGAGCAAGCAACCCUAAUGAACUUUCCGUACUCAUCUUUAUUGCGUUGAUUUUUAACGGCUUUGGAGGAAUGUGCAUGACCUUCACUUCCCUCACACUACCCAACAUGUUUGGAGACCUACGUUCCACCUUUAUUUCACUCAUGAUCGGCUCCUAUGCAUCAUCAGCUGUCACUUUUCCUGGAGUUAAGGUAAUCUAUGACCUGGGAGUGAACUUCAUCACUAUCCUGGUAGUGUGGUCAGUGUGUGCUGGCCUCGUCUUCCUCAACUGUUUCAUAAACUGGCCUCUUGAAGCCUUCCCUGGCCCUGAAGACAUGGACUACACUGUGAAAAUCAAGUUUAGCUGGUUGGGGUUUGACCACAAGAUCACUGGAAAGGAAUUUUAUAAGCAGGUGACAACAGUGGGCAAACGAUUAAGCACAAACAACUCUCCCGCCCAGAAGGAACUGACCAACAGUGAAGGUCACAAACUCUGCCUUUCAACCAUGGACCUAGAGGUGCAGUGUGAGCCUAAAGACGAAUCUCAGUCCUUCAUGAAGAGCAUAUUAAGCCCUCUGUUCCUGCUCAGUCUAGUUACAAUGUGUGUCACUCAGCUGCGUCUGAUCUUCUACAUGGGAGCCAUGAACAGCAUAUUGGAGUCUAUGAGUAAUGGAGACCUUGAUACAGUUAGUUUGUACACCUCUAUUUUUGGUGUGAUGCAACUGCUGUGCCUCUUGACCACUCCAGUCAUUGGUCAGAUCAUGGACUGGAAGCUGAAGGAAUGCGAUGAUGAGACUGACAUGAAGGAUGCCAUUAAAGAUCAGCCACAGCCCAAGAGAAGGGACAGAAAAAUCCAAAAGAUAACUAAUGCCAUACGAGCUUUUGCUUUAACUAACAUCAUGCUUGUCGGUUUUGGCAUCACCUGUCUUAUCCCUAUCCUCCAGCUGCAGAUGCUCUCUUUUGUUCUGCAUACCAUUGUCAGAGGUUUUAUCCACUCAGCUGUUGGAGGACUUUAUGCUGCUGUCUACCCAUCUUCUCAGUUCGGAACCCUGACAGGGAUGCAGUCUCUUAUUAGUGCCCUUUUUGCUCUGCUCCAGCAACCUCUUUUUAUGGCCAUGAUGGGACCACUUGAAGGAAAUCCACUCUGGGUGGAUGUGGGUCUCUUUGUCCUCAGCAUGCUUGGGUUCCUGUUGCCCCUCUACCUACUAUGUUUUCGGAAAAACCUUCACAAAAAGAGAAAAGAGAAAGAAAAUGAUGCCAAGAUCUACAUCAAAAUCAAUGGCAGUGACAAGACUGAGGCUUUUGUCUAGACCAACACCAGACCCAGUAUCUGGAGCAAUGAUAUUCAGAGACAGAGAAUGUGUGUCAUUUUUAUUAUGACAUACACAUUCACAUACGCUCAUGCACACACCUCCUGCUUAAAGGUUCAGUGAACUAAUAAUGCUGUCUUGGAAACUGAUGUAUCAUCGAUAUGAAUGACCGUUUGAUGUAAAGAAGAAGUGAAAUUAGUGAAAAGUUGUGUUCAACUGUAUAUUUUUCUAUCUUUCCUAGAUUUCUAACUCUUUUCACUGUCUUAUGUGUGGAGAAAAAAACAUUUGCACAUUCAUGUUUUGCUGCCUAACUCUUGGUGCCUUACCAGUGUGCUGUGCAAGAAAACAGCAAUGAGAUUGGUAAUGAGAAUUUUGCUAUUGAGAAUUUUGUAUUUGUAUGGGUUAUUAAGGAUGCAUUAAACAAGCUGGCCCAUAUGAGUUGGCUGAAUGAAUUAUAAAUAGUAGUACCUACUGUGCCUCUUCCAUUACGAGCCUUAUUCAGGAAUUCAAUAACAGCAAAGAACAAUCAAGAAGUACAUCCUGAGCUCAAUAAGUGGCUUCUAUCUGUGUGGAUGAAUGGACUUAAAAAUCCUGGCCUGUGUCACUCCCUAGAGGCACAAGUAGGAAAUGCCAGGCUGCAAACAUCUCACAGAGGCACUAUUUGUAACAAACCCACAUAUUUCUGCCUGGUUAUGGAGAUUAUGGAAAAUCUACUGGUCUUAACUACCUUAUUUAUUUGCAAUAAAGCAUGUCAUCAAAUCCAUAAUGACAUAUUGGUCUACAUUAAAAAAUGUAAAUCUGAGAAGCAUACACCAGGCACAUAGUUGCUCAUACAUCUUUGGUUGUAGAUACUUAAGUAAAAUCUCACUAAUGCCUUAUGCAUAUAGUCUGUAUAUGCAUAUACAUUCACACAUUAGUUACUGUAAGUACAUAAAGGCAGCUUUAGUCAGAGUUUGUGAGUGGAGUGAAUGUUGGCUACUUUGGGAACUACAGCACUUUUAUUUUAUAUACAGUAUAAUCUUUCAAAUCCUCACUUUCCCUACAUCUGAUCCUUCAGAAUGGUUGAAACUCAUCAAUGGUUUAUCUCAUUGACUAGUUAUUUAUUGUCCCACAGGGGCACAUAUUAAUGUGUCAUUUAAUAGUAUGCAUUAACCUUAGAGCACAAACAUACCAGAGAUGCUUAUGCUAUUUAAAAUGUGAUAAAAGUGCAAUGUUGAAAUGCU
Tachysurus vachellii is the source of this 3104-nucleotide messenger RNA. It is a transcript of the gene slc43a2b, whose product is annotated as solute carrier family 43 member 2b. The coding region runs from base 112 to 1881 and encodes 589 amino acids. The transcript is spliced from 14 exons. Gene Ontology annotation, molecular function: L-amino acid transmembrane transporter activity; neutral L-amino acid transmembrane transporter activity. Gene Ontology annotation, biological process: transmembrane transport; neutral amino acid transport. NCBI's taxonomy places the organism in Eukaryota, Metazoa, Chordata, Actinopteri, Siluriformes, Bagridae. The record is from RefSeq and is a predicted model, not a curated record.